Molecule: messenger RNA, 372 nt
Organism: Vigna radiata var. radiata (mung bean)
Lineage: Eukaryota; Viridiplantae; Streptophyta; Magnoliopsida; Fabales; Fabaceae
Exons: 1
Coding region: 1-372 (123 amino acids)
Molecular function (GO): nucleic acid binding
Source: RefSeq, a predicted model, not a curated record
AUGACAAUUGCUCGUGGUAGGAAGAGUGAUACUCUCUACAAGACAGAAGAAACUUGUCAUUUGAUUGCAGUUGCAAUGAAUGGAAAUCCUAACCUAUGGCACCAAAGGUUAGGUCAUAUGAGUCAGAAAGGUAUGAGGAUCAUGCACUCAAAGGGGAAACUACCAAGCCUUCGGUCAUUAGAAUUUGACAUGUGUGAAGACUGUAUACUUGGAAAGCAGAAACGAGUAAGCUUUCAGAGAAGUGGAAGAAUCCCAAAGAAAGAGAGACUUGAGCUUGUUCACUCUGAUGUUUGGGGUCCAACAACAGUCUCAUCCAUUGGUGGUAAGCGAUACUUUGUGACUUUUAUUGACGACCACUCUAGGAAGGUAUAG